Molecule: messenger RNA, 2542 nt
Organism: Pungitius pungitius (ninespine stickleback)
Lineage: Eukaryota; Metazoa; Chordata; Actinopteri; Perciformes; Gasterosteidae
Gene: prmt8b
Product: protein arginine methyltransferase 8b
Exons: 10
Coding region: 701-1918 (405 amino acids)
Biological process (GO): peptidyl-arginine methylation
Cellular component (GO): plasma membrane
Molecular function (GO): protein-arginine N-methyltransferase activity
Source: RefSeq, a predicted model, not a curated record
AAGUCUGUUGUAAGGAGGCAUCUCACCAUUGGGAAGCCCAGAAACAGGCUACACCUCUUAUUUUGUUCGGGGGGGUUGUGGGAGAAUCUUCACGAUUCAUUUCAUGUCAGCCGCGGGGACAUUUUUUUACUUUUAACUUUCUCUCUCUGGCAAAAAAAACCAACCCCGUAUUACGCACUCCAAACAGAAGUAGAGGACAAGACGGGUUUUUCUGGUGUGGACUUCUCUUUCCAGACGUGUUUUUUUUUUGUGGUUAUUAUUUUGUUCGUGGGGGAACACUUUCCAUUUCCUGGAGUAGUUUUAUCCAGAGGUUAUUAAGAAUGAGAUAGCAGGUAUGCCCGCAGUGUACAGCACGAGGACUUCUUCCCAACGGGGCGGACACAAGGACUCCUGCUGGGAUCAAACCAGCAACCUUUUAGCGGCAGCAGAGACCUUCCAGCCAACAGGCGCCUUCAUUCCAUCCAUCUCCAUGUAUUGUAUGGACGUUCCCCCCGGCACCAGAUCCAUUCAAAAACUUUUCUAGACUUCACUUGGUGAUACCAAGCUUGCCUCCGCGCCCUUUAUUGCCUUUAUUUCCUUUAACGUGUACGCGUUAUUACAGCCACGGCGGCUCAGUGCCCUUCGUAUUCAUUCAGUUUGACACGUUUCUGUACACAUUUCUACACUUUAAAGAGUUGUGGCUUAAAUCUCGCCGGCUCUCAUGGGACUGAGGCAUUCGUCGCGUUGUUUGCUGCUACGGCGGAAGAUGGCGGAGGCGGACAGCUCGGAGCGGCAACAGCCUGUCACGUCCCCCCUCUCUCAGUCUGCCCAGCCCGCCCGACUGCCUAAACCAGUGCCUACGACCCACCAUGUGCCCUGCAUCCCCCGCACGCCUCAUGUAGCCGCCAGGGCCACCUGUCCUGGUCGAGGCAAGACUUCCGAAUUCAUCAGCCCGGAGGAAAUGACAUCAAGGGACUACUACUUUGACUCGUAUGCCCAUUUUGGCAUCCACGAGGAGAUGCUGAAGGACGAGGUGCGGACGCUGACCUACCGGAACGCCAUGUACCACAACAAGCAUGUGUUCAAAGACAAAAUUGUCCUGGAUGUUGGCAGCGGCACCGGGAUCCUCUGCAUGUUUGCCGCCAACGCCGGCGCCAAACACGUGUACGGGAUUGAAUGUUCAAGCAUAUCCGAAUACUCUGAGAAGAUUAUCAAGUCAAAUCACCUACACAAUGUCAUAACCAUCUUCAAGGGCAAGGUGGAGGAGGUGGAGCUCCCUGUGGAAAAGGUGGACAUUAUCAUCUCGGAGUGGAUGGGCUAUUGCCUCUUCUACGAGUCCAUGCUCAACACCGUCAUCUUCGCCAGGGACAAGUGGCUGAAACCUGGAGGCCUGAUGUUCCCUGACAGAGCAGCUCUUUACGUGGUUGCCAUUGAAGACAGGCAGUACAAAGAAUUCAAGAUACAUUGGUGGGAAAACGUGUAUGGCUUCGACAUGAGCUGCAUUCGCAACGUGGCCAUCAAAGAGCCUCUGGUGGACGUGGUGGAUCAAAAGCAGGUGGUGACUAACGCCUGCCUCCUAAAGGAAGUGGACAUCUACACCGUGAAGCCGGAGGACCUGUCCUUCACGUCGGCCUUCUGCCUGCAGACCCAGCGCAACGAUUACGUCCACGCCCUGGUCACCUACUUCAACAUCGAGUUCACCAAGUGUCACAAGAAGACCGGCUUCUCCACUGCCCCAGAUGCUGCCAGCACACACUGGAAGCAGACAGUGUUUUACUUAGAGGACUACUUAACUGUCAAGAAGGGAGAGGAGAUCUUUGGGAGUAUUGCUGUCAGGCCCAACGACAAGAAUGUGCGCGACCUCGAGUUCACGAUGGAGCUCGACUUCAAAGGACAACUAUGCGAGGCCGCCAUUUCCCACGACUACAAAAUGCGUUAGGAGCGACAACCGCCGACCCACCACCCUCCGCCGCUCUCGAGGGAGCGGCCCGGGCACGCAUUCCGAUUGGAGGCCGUCACGCCAGCGCCCCAGUGAUGUCAUCAGAAUAGGCAAAUAUCUAUCAGCGACCGGGUCCGACCGGGCCUGCACUCCAUCGACCUGGGCACAUCGCCGAAUGUAACAUCCUAAAUGAACUUGAUUUUUUUUUCUUUUUUUUCUGAACUUUUGUUACAUUUCAGUAUAAAUGAGUCUUUGUAAUUGUUAGUGCAGCUAAACGAAAGGCGUUGAUGUUGAGAGGGUCACCGCACGGUCAUCAUCGGUUUCUUCUUUUAGUCAUCGUCAAAAUGUAUUACGCAACGUGUUUAGAGAGUGACGUAAAUUAAGUGUUUUACGCACGUGUGAAAUGUAUUAUUAUUAUUUUUUUAAUCUUAAAUUGAGGAUAUUUCAGAACAAACGUGCUCUGGAGCCAGAAGAAAAGAGAACAAUGCCUCAGAACAACAACAACAGACACAGAUGCAAUAUGCCAUGUACCGCUUUGUUUUGAUUGGACAAAGAAUAUGUAAGAAAAAAAAAAAAGGAAAAAUACAUGGACAACGAUGAUGAAUAAAAUGUCAAAGAAUUCGA